Messenger RNA from Mangifera indica (mango), 1402 nucleotides. Its product is annotated as zinc transporter ZTP29. The record is from RefSeq and is a predicted model, not a curated record. Gene Ontology annotation, molecular function: zinc ion transmembrane transporter activity. The coding region runs from base 286 to 1113 and encodes 275 amino acids. The transcript is spliced from 12 exons. Gene Ontology annotation, cellular component: membrane. Gene Ontology annotation, biological process: zinc ion transmembrane transport. Lineage: Eukaryota; Viridiplantae; Streptophyta; Magnoliopsida; Sapindales; Anacardiaceae.
AUUACUGAGAAAAAGUAACCGCAAAAGUUAGGUAUAAUACAAGAAAAAACUCAAUUCAUAGACCGAUUGCAGAGGAAAAACUUCAUUUAUUACUUGCACCAGCCCAUCAAACUGUCUCUUUCUUUUCUUCAAUCUCUCCCCUUUUUAUUCAUUUCUUCCCCAGACAGUUCACGUUUCCUGUGUUUAACUCAACUCUGAACAAUUACUAUAAAAACGCAAUACCCAGUUCGCCAAUUUGGUUUUUGAGAGAGUUGAGGGUACCCCACAUCUUCAAAAGGAUUGGAAAUGGACUCUCAGGUCGUGGUUGCUCUUGGUUUGUCUCUUGUGGGUGGAUUGAGUACUUCUAUAGGUGCACUUGUUGUAAUUCUCAAUCAAGCUCCCAAUUUGAAGAUGCUUGGGCUUUUACAGGGCUUUGCCGCAGGUCUCAUGCUGUGCAUAUCAUUUCUAGAUUUGGCUCAUAAUGCCAUAAACUCAAUUGGCUUUUUAAAGGGCAACCUUUGGUUUUUUGCUGGUGUUAUUUUCUUUGCUGUUGUUGCCAAUUUCAUCCCAGAACCAUCACUUGCUCCAGGCUCAGAUCUAAAAAGUAACAAGAAUGGGGACGAUGGGGGCAAAGACAUAAUGAAAAAGCAUCGGCGGCAAGUCCUCUUUAGUGGCAUCAUUACUGCUAUUGGCAUAAGCUUGCACAAUUUUCCAGAGGGAAUGGCUGUUUUUCUUGGAUCAAUGAAGGGUCUCCGUGUUGGUCUUAAUUUGGCCUUGGCCAUUGCUCUGCACAACAUCCCUGAGGGUGUUGCUGUUGCCCUACCUGUUUAUUUUGCAACACAGAGCAAGUGGCAGGCAUUUAAAUUGGCAACACUUUCAGGUUUUGCUGAACCUCUUGGGGUUGUAAUUGUAGCCUACCUAUUCCCACGCAGCUUGAGUCCUGAAAUUCUUGAGGGCUUGCUAGGAUCAGUUGGUGGAGUGAUGGCUUUUCUAACAUUGCAUGAAAUGCUGCCUUUGGCUUUUGAUUAUGCGGGCCAGAAGCAAGCUGUUAAAGCUGUGUUCUUUGGGAUGGCUUUCAUGUCUGCAAGCUUAUAUUUUCUUGAAAUCAGCCUGCCCAAAGAUAUGAGCUUGUAGCUGUUACACAUGAUGUGUUGUACAUUCCUGAGCCUUGCCGAUGGGUUCCCAGAAAUUCCCCUUUUUCUUACUAGCAUCAAGGCCCUGUAUUAAUAUUCAGCUUUGUUAGAAUGAUGAUUAGAAUGAUAAACUGAUGUGUAUCUUUAGCCGAAAGAUUGAGGUGUAGCUUUUUUAGAAGGAUGUUGGUUCUUAUGCAUUACUGUGCUUCGUUGAAAUGUAACUUAAAAAAUUGAACAAUACAAGAACCAAAAAAAUCAUUUAUUAUCCAAUGAACUUCUUGUCAUUCUCA